Messenger RNA from Paramacrobiotus metropolitanus, 799 nucleotides. Its product is annotated as mitogen-activated protein kinase kinase kinase A-like. The record is from RefSeq and is a predicted model, not a curated record. Gene Ontology annotation, molecular function: protein serine/threonine kinase activity; ATP binding. Gene Ontology annotation, biological process: protein phosphorylation. The transcript has 2 exons. NCBI's taxonomy places the organism in Eukaryota, Metazoa, Tardigrada, Eutardigrada, Parachela, Macrobiotidae. Bases 135 to 788 code for a protein of 217 amino acids. Gene Ontology annotation, cellular component: cytoplasm.
CAAGUUAGUAGCGCAGUGGAGGAGCGCUUACAUUCCAUCAUGUCAACUUAGUUCGCUAUUUCCAUGCCAAGGAACACGAUAACGAGUUCAUACCGACUCAAAAAGAAGGAAUACUCAUCCUGGAGUUUUGCGAAAUGGGAAAUCUGGAGGCAUAUUUGGCGAAUAAGCGGCAGCAAAACGUGACGCCUCCGCUGCCACUUGUCGCUGUGAAAUCCUGCGUACACGAUAUCCUGCAAGGACUGAGUUAUCUUCAUGCCGACGAGAACAAGGUCGCCCACACCGAUUUAAAACCGGCGAACAUUCUCUUAACAGUGAGGGAUGGCGUGAUCGUCACCAAGAUCGCCGACAUCGAUGAUCACGUCGCGAUCAUUGCCACGAUGACCCGCUCCGAAGUGAAGGACACCCGAGGAACGGAAAGGUAUCAGUCGCCGGAAAUCCUCCAGGCCAAAUAUGACUUACUGCGUGUAGGACGCAAAACCGAUAUCUGGAGUGUGGGAGUUAUCGUUGUCGAAUUAGGACGGGGGAGUUUGCCGUUUAAAUUAAUCAAGAUGGAUGGGGUACGCCCAGUGAGGACGGAUUAUAUGAUUGUUGAACAGCGGUCGCUGCCGAUGCAGGUGCGCGAUUUCAUCGUGCAGAACGGAGUACCGGAUAUUCCGCAGACGGAAAUUUUGAAAGGAUUCACUAAACUGGAGCAAUGUUUUAAACGAUCUGGGAUGGAUAGGCCGAAAGCGGUGGAGCUGCUGCAGGAUCCGUGGUUUAAGGGCGGGCCUUGGCAGUGGCGUGCUUAGCCACUUGAUAC